GGUGCGGUCCUCACAAUGGCCAUCUCUUGGGAUUCCAUCCGUGCCUUUGUCCUCUUCUUUGGGCCCAUGCUUCUGCCCAAGGCCAUCUCCUACUAUCGAAGCGUCCGAUCGGCUCCUCGACGACAUGGCCUUUCCGUGCAGCCCGUUCCGACAACGAUCCGCAUAGCGAUUUUCAUGCUCUCAUUCUUCGCAUUCAUGCUCGUUGUGAAAACAUUGCCCUUCUUUUCCCCCGAAAACGUCUUCACCAAAACGCAGAGCCGGCUGCAAAUCCCCGUCGAUGUGCUGUUCAACCGCAUCUCGGCCGUGCGGCCCAACAACGUCUUUACGGAGUGGGACCACGCACUGAGAUCCAAAUUCGUCAACCAGGAGAGCCGGCUUCUGUACUUCCAGUUCGGCCCGGAGGUCUUGGCUGAAUGCUUGUUCUGCAGUGCUGACGAACCGAGAAGCUACUUCUACUAUGCUCUCCCCGCGAUAUUGUGGCCGCAUAUUGCAAACUUGACCGCGCUCGCCAUAGUGACGAGUCCUUCGGUGACGGGCAAAUAUGGUUCUCAAUGGCGGUCGCUGGCAACCAUUGCCUCUGCGAUUCUGGCUGGGCUGGAGGUGUAUUUUGUGCACUCUUAUAACCAUCAAGUGAAUUCGCGGGCGUUGCGUCUUAGCGAUAUAGACUUUUUCUACUGGACGAUGCGCAACUACAGGUUCGUCGCCCUGGCUGCUCUCGAUGCUGUCGUUGCGUUUGCCUUGUAUUUGGCGGCUACGAACCGCGCAUUUGUCCAGCCCCCAUCUCCAGCAGAACGAAUUGAGCUCGUAAACAGGGCGCUCGUUACUGCUAAGAGCAAGAUGAAUGCGUCUGGCAUUGUGAAGAACACAAUCAUGCGUGACGAAGAUUUACGAUCCCGUUCUCAAGGCUACUGGCAGCACGAAGUUCGGCUUAUGGGAGAAGUCAUGGAGGAGCGAGAAGUCAUUGAUGGUGUAAAUGACGCUCUAAGUAACAGGAUCGAUAUCCAAAACAUAACGCGAGAUGCGGAAACGUAUACGCAGAGCGUCCUACGACAGCAAGAAUAG
Molecule: messenger RNA, 1062 nt
Organism: Trichoderma asperellum CBS 433.97
Lineage: Eukaryota; Fungi; Ascomycota; Sordariomycetes; Hypocreales; Hypocreaceae
Source: RefSeq, a predicted model, not a curated record